GAAGUCAAGUUGGAGACGUCGUUGGGAUUAGAUCAUAUAGUCCUCCACACCCAGAUAACAGUUUUACUCUUGGCUACCGACCCGCGAGUGGAGCCCAAGUCAAGCACUGGGCGACAAGUCAUUCCGCCAGUCACUGAGGCUGCCCGUAAUCAAAUGAUAACCGGGAUAAGUCACACAAUCAAGACAGUGUCUCACCCCUGUUUGCUUUGGUGGUAACAAACCUCACCAUGUUGUUGUUGACAGUAUUAUUGGUGUUGCCCUUAUGCAGAGCACAGGUCAACAGUUUACCUGUGAUCAGAAAUACGACUUCAGGACAAGUUCUGGGUUCGAUAGACAACCCUUUACCGACCAGCGUUCAGGUGGAGAAGUAUUUUGGUAUUCCGUAUGCCACACCACCUGUAGGAGACCUUCGUUUUGAGGAUCCAAUAGUGAUGUCGCCGUGGGAACCGGAAGUCUUGGAAACGCUCACACUGCAUCCUGCCUGUCCUCAAAUAGAUGAAGACAUGUCGUAUAUCGCGGAGCACCGGGUUGACUUCAACCAAACAGACGAGGAUUGCCUUUAUCUCAACGUCUUCGUACCAGUUCUGUCAAAUGGCACACGGACCUUCGUUCCCCGUAACGCUAACGACACCAAAAUUCCUAGUGGAACGACGUAUGGACAGAACGACGGCGAGCCUCUGGCAGUAUUGGUCUUCAUACACGGUGGCUCAAAUGUAGUGGGUACAGCUAAUAUGUUUGAUGGUGACGUGUUAGCAGCUACUGGGGGUAUCGUUGUGGUUACCAUCAACUACCGCUUGGCAGCGCUGGGUUUCCUGGGCACAGGCCAUCCAGACUUCCCCGGAAAUUACGGGAUCCUGGACCAAAUCGCGGCUCUCCGCUGGGUACAGAACAAUAUCGCCUCCUUCAAUGGCGACCCGACUAAAGUCACUGUGAUGGGGCACAGCGCCGCCUCCAUGGACGUCGGUGUACUUCUCGUCUCUCCUCUAGCCAAAGGUUUGUUCCGAACAGCGAUAUCCCAAAGUGGAUCUCCUUCGUCCGUGUUGACGCAUAGAUGGCCAGAUCACGACUCAAUGAAGGAAGUGAUCUCAUUGGGAAAACAUUUUAACUGUACAGAGUUGACACUUACUGGGGUCAAGCAAUGUCUGAAGAAAGUGGAAGUUAUUCCUCUUUUAAAAAGUUACCAAAUUUUAUGUCUGCUUUGUUACAGUUUUACGACUGGUAUCAGUUUCCGGGUUGUUCUGGGCGAUAAGGUUCUGCCGGAUACAACUAAAAAUUUGCUUCAACAAGCAGAGCUAAACGCCGACACUUUCAUGAUCGGAACGACCAGGGAUGAAGCAGGGAAAUGGGCGUUCGACCUCAAAGGAUUCGAAAAUAUUUCUAACCUGCUGAUUUUGAAUCAUGUAUUACCGGCAGCCAUUCAACUAAAAGAGCUCGUACGGUUUGAAUACACUGACCUGGAUGUUCCGGAAAAUUCAACAACAGAUAUGAGAAUUGCCAGCCGGGCUUACGGCGAUUCCUUGUUUGAUGCUCCCACUGUAGAAACACUGCAGAUUCUAUCUAACAGAAGCAUAACACUCCAUCAAUACAGAUUUGAGUGGAGAUCAGACUUGUUUCCCGCUCCAGAAGUAACAGGUGUACCACAUGGUGUGGAUCUUUUCUAUCUGUUCGGAGCACCGGUGCGAGGACAUGCGCUCUUCAAUUACACUGAACAGGACAAAAACAUGAGUUACCUUAUGAUGAAACAAUGGAGUCAUUUUGUUAAAUUUAGUACGUUCGACCUAAAUCAAGUCGACUGGCUUAAUCCGCCCGCGCAAGGGGAUCUUCCUUACAACGACAUUACAAAGGCAUACACAAGGUUGUAUUCUGAGAAUGGCAUCCCAGUAAUGGGUCAGGGAUUUAACCUGAAACCCCGUGAGGUAAAGUUUUGGACAUCAGUCAUCCCGAACUUACACAGCCAAAUAAACAGGACCCUUGCAAACUGGAACCCCAACAUCGACAAGACUACCUCCGCACCGAAAACUCCGCCUGGCCCGAGAGAUCCGUCUGUUGAUGUGGAGGAAGUAUUGAGGGAGAAGAAUGUUUUCCUCAUACUGUUUAUCGUUUUCCUCGUUUUAGCUGGCUUUCUUCUUAUCGUCCUCAUGUACAUGAGUGUGCUGCUUUAUUAUAGCAAAUCUAGUACAAAGUAUUCCACAUCAUAGAUAUCAAUACUCAGGGUUUUCCCAAAGUUUGAAAGACGCCAAUGUAAAUUUUCAAUGUAAAACAAAUCCGGGUGUUGAUUAAUAAGCAAGACAUUCGUUGAUUAAUCUUCAUUAAAGCUGGUCUCGAAUCUCCUGUGUGCGGAUUUAUGGGAUAUUUAUAAGAAUUCCAGGUUUCAUACACUCGUGGACACGCAUUUACCUGCCAAUCCCAGGCAUUACAUAAUCCAAAUAGCUUAUUUGAAGGUUACUAGUAUCAUUUUCUUCCGAGUAAAAGUAGCAAUUGUAGGUUCAAGACAAGACAAGAUAAUGUUAUUAGAACAAUGUUGUCAGGUGCGUGUACAAGGAAACAAAACCAGAAUGUAUGCCUGUGGAUUGAAGUAUAGAUGUACGACACCAUAUUCUUUAUAGAGUAGCAGUACCAUCGUACCGUAUUCAUAAAGUAACGCACAUAAGACCGAUCUGGUAACUUACAUUUGAAAUGUAUAUAAGUUGAUAGUUUGAACCAGACAGAUGACGUCAUGUGUGGUAUUAACAUUACUUUUUUUUUAUUUUAGUCCAUUUACCGCAUGAUCAAUUUUAAAAUCAUCCACCAACAUCAGUUGAAGAAGACAAGGUUAAAACCUAAAAUCUAUCUAAUCACACAAAAAAAACACUUGUGUCGAAAUGUGAUAUAACUACUUGUGUUGUUCAUUCAACUCAGAAAUGUGUUUCCCCUGUACAAAUACGAGUUAUAUAUAUGUGAAGUACACAUAUAUGUGUUACAAAAUCAUAAAACACAAACAUAUGUUGAAUCAAAUGAGGUCAUUUAUGCAUAUCAACCUAACUUGUGUAGGUACAACAAAAACUUGUCUUGCAACGCAAGUAUUGUGUACAGCAUUCCACACAAGACCUUACGUUAAUUCAACACAUUGUAGUGUUGUUCAAAUAUGAAAAUAGAAUUUUAUUGGAAAAAAAAGUUUGUGUUCAUAUAAGACAAGUUUUUUGUGUGAUGUUAUCAAAAUAUGAUGUAUAAACAAAUAAGUAGUUGUAGUAAAUUUUGUACUUUUUAAUACGUGUUUUUAUAUCGAACAGGUUGGCCGAGCUAUAUAAUGGCUUUUCUUGGAGGAAAGUCUCGGCUUUAUUACUGUAGUUGUGUGUUCAAAUCUAGCUUGGAUGCGACUUGACAUCGAUUUUGCCACGCCCCUGGAUUCCUCUGUUUUAUGUGUGGUUCACUCCCCUUCGACCAGAUUUUAGUCAUGUAUUGGAAAUGUUUUUGAAUAUGGGUGUAAAACACCAAUACAUAAAAAGUGCUUGUGUCAUUAGUUUUGCUUAUCACAGAUUUUUGCGUGUUAAGCAUAAAAUGACUUCAUUAUAAUGUGAUAAACCGUCACUUCUAUGUUUGUAAUCCAAUACAUGUGCAAGGCAUCUUUUCGCUGUGUAGUAUACGCUUACACUUCAUGAUUCAGGAUAUAUUCAAGCUGAAAUCAGGCGUUUGACCCAACUGUCAUGAUUGUUGAGAAAAGAAACCCAAUACCAUUUUGUAUUAUCGUGUGUCCUUUUUGUAAUUCAUCUGAGAAGUUGUUUGGGGGAGCACAACCCAGGAAUUGGAAUUGUUCCCUCGGUGACCCAAACUAAACUGCUAAUUACGUCCCAUUGUCCAUACUUAAUAUCGCUAAAUUAAUUUUACGUUGUCAUGCAUUAUAUACCUGACAGACUCGUUCUGCUAUAAUCAAGCGUGUGCAUACAUGUAUAUUACUAGUAUGUUACUUGCAAAUAUUUCUUUAGUGCUAUCGGUAGCGAUCGAUAUAAAUAUACAUGCUCUUAACAGCAGAUGGUAUGUCUUCCAUUUACAGUGUCGCUUGUUGAACCACUUCAGGUAUUAUAAACAUCAUUCGCCCACGCAUACACUGUUCUGUAUGUACACAGGUUAUAUACAUGCAUACAGUAAACAGCUUUGCUGACUCGGUUUACAGAGUAACAGUACUGGUUGUAUCAGUUUGCAGAGUAACACUACUGGUUUAUCGGUUUACAGAGUAACAUUGCUGGUUCAUCGGUUUGCGGAGUAAUACUACUGGUUUAUACGUUUACAGAGUAACACUACAUGGGUUAUCGGUUUGCAGAGUAACACUACUGGUUUAUCGGUUUGCAGAGUAACACUACUGGUUUAUCGAUUUGCACUGUAACACAUACUGGUUUAUCGGUUUGCACGGUAACACAUACUGGUUUAUCGGUUUGAAGAGUAAGACUGCUAGUUUAUCGUUUUUCAGAGUAAGACUACAGGUUUAUCGGUUUGAAUAGUAACGCUACUGGUUUAUCGGUUUCAGAGUAACACUACUGGUUUAUCGGUUUGAAUAGUAAUGCUGCUGUUUUACCGGUUUGCAGAGUAACUUUGUUGGUUUAUCGGUUUGCACAGUAACACUACCGGUUUGUCGGUUUGAACAGUAACACUACUGGUUUAUCGGUUUGAACAGUAACACUACUGGUUUAUUGGUUUGCAAAGUAACAUCAUUGGUUUAUCGAUUUGCAGAGUAACACUACUAGUUUAUAGAUUUGCACAAUAACACUGUUUAUCUGUUUGGAAAGUACUGCUGUUAGUUUAUCGGUUGGCAGUAUUUGUUUAUCGUUUUGCAGCAUAACACCCCGUUUUUAUCGGUGUGAAAAGGACAAUUUUCUCCAUGUCGAAAUUUAAUGAGGGAAUAAUUGAAAUAUUUUGUACUAUGUCUUAUAAGAAAUAAAUCUUUCAGUAAAAAAUUGCUAUUUUUUCAGAAGCCAUCAGAAAACAUCGUUUUUUAUAGAAGUCCUUGUUUUGCUGAAAAGCGAAUAUGUAAAGGUUGGUGUUAACGAAUGUUUUAAGCUUAUAUUAUUACAUACAACAUUGUUUCCUGUGUGACUUUUUAAAGUAGAAGUCAUAUGUAGAAAUGGUCCUACUUGGACAAGAGCUGGAUUAAAUUCGUAGUUUUGUACUUCUAUAUCUUUCAGCUCAAAUAAAGA
Messenger RNA from Liolophura sinensis, 5168 nucleotides. Its product is annotated as pyrethroid hydrolase Ces2e-like. NCBI's taxonomy places the organism in Eukaryota, Metazoa, Mollusca, Polyplacophora, Chitonida, Chitonidae. The transcript has 11 exons. The record is from RefSeq and is a predicted model, not a curated record. The coding region runs from base 228 to 2198 and encodes 656 amino acids.